AUGGAUAUCAUAAACAACAAACUUUCCAUGCUCAAAAGCAUCAACAAGCAGCAACAGCAGCAGCAGCAGUUACUCCGAGGCAACCCCUCUCGCAUAUGUACUUUUUGUAAAAAGCGCGAACCCUGGAAUGCCCAGCCAGGCCAGAAGCUGAAACGAUGCUCUCGCUGUCGAGCACGUUUGUAUUGCUCGCGGGCUUGUCAACGCAGUGAUUGGAAAAAAGGGCAUCAGAUGGCCUGUGCAGCAACAACAACAACAACAACAGCCAACAAAAGCAAAGACGAAAAUAGAACGGAAACGGAAACGGAAAGAAAUGAAAAAGAAAACAGCUAUCUAGAAAGCCUUUCCGAGGAAGAGGCAAUGAAUCAGCUCAUCGACGCUUACCGCUUGCGUGUUGAGGACGAAAGAAUAUACCGGGGGUAUCUACGCGGACGAUAUGCACCACAAAACACCGACACAGACACAAUCAUCACCACAAACACAGACGCCAGUUUACAAUCCGCCCUUCGAGACUUUCAAGACUUUCUAGACUUAGCCGAGACCUCUCCUUCACCCUCGUCCCCUUCCCCGCCCCCUCCUUCCUCUUCUUCUUCGUCGCCCUCCUCGUCAACAGCUUCUGCAUCAUCACCAUCAUCAUCGUCGGAGAGCAAAACCCAACUAGACGAAACCGAGCAAAGCCGCAAAAACGAAACGAAAAGCAGCGUGCUACCUAGUUGGUGGACUCCACAAAAGCGCGCAGACUGUGAAUGGCGUGCGUUGCAAAGCGGGUUCUGGUCGAGCCUCUGUGCGCCAGUUGAAAAGGAUGCCAUAGUUGAGCGGUAUCGAGAUAGUAUGAUGCCAAUGAAACUACGAGUGCUUGCGGAGGCUGUGUAUGGGUAUAAUGUUAUGGACCAGCCGCGAUAA
Talaromyces rugulosus is the source of this 900-nucleotide messenger RNA. RefSeq lists its product as uncharacterized. The coding region runs from base 1 to 900 and encodes 299 amino acids. NCBI's taxonomy places the organism in Eukaryota, Fungi, Ascomycota, Eurotiomycetes, Eurotiales, Trichocomaceae. The transcript has a single exon. The record is from RefSeq and is a predicted model, not a curated record.